Arabidopsis thaliana (thale cress) is the source of this 674-nucleotide messenger RNA. Its product is annotated as Plant invertase/pectin methylesterase inhibitor superfamily protein. Bases 17 to 595 code for a protein of 192 amino acids. The record is from RefSeq and is marked reviewed. The transcript has a single exon. NCBI's taxonomy places the organism in Eukaryota, Viridiplantae, Streptophyta, Magnoliopsida, Brassicales, Brassicaceae. Gene Ontology annotation, molecular function: enzyme inhibitor activity; pectinesterase inhibitor activity.
ACACAAAACAAGAAAAAUGGUUGCUUACGUCGAUAAAAACUUUUCAUUGGCUUGUUUUUUGGUUUUACUUCUUUUUGUUGACUCAUCGUAUGCAAGGUUUAAUACGUUGGUUACAAAAGAUCAGAUCCACACCAUAUGCACCAAACAAGAUAUCAAUUCUUCAUAUUGUUUUCAAGUUCUAAACGCAAAUCCUGAAAUUGCUAGAUUAGAUUUUCCUAGUCUCUUCAAAUUUGUGCUUAAUUAUCAGGCUCAAAAUAUUUCAGAUAAGCUGAAGCAAUUUAAAUUAUCAGGAGGCUACACGCCGGGUGUUGAAUCUAAAUAUAACUUAUGUAUAGAAUUUUAUGAAAAUUCUUUCGACCGGCGUGAUGAAGCCCUCAGAUAUUUGGCUGCCAAAGACUAUGGCAGCGUAAACACUAUGGUCGGUGGAACGGCGAUAAAUAUGUUCAACUGUGCUGAUGAUUUGUCAACAAUGAAGCCAGUACCACAAUUUUUUGUGACGGAAAGUAAUUUGAUUAAAGAAUUGUCUAAGAUUCUCUUAGUGAUUCUAGAAUGUUUCAUAAGUAAGAAAAAAGAAUAUUGUAAUAGAGAUCUAUAAUAAUAAUAAUAUUAGUAUGAUUGUUGCCAUUAUCCUUUUUUAAUAUAUAAAAAAUAAGAAAAAUAGAAAACAUUUCUCC